Heteronotia binoei (common prickly gecko) is the source of this 1656-nucleotide messenger RNA. RefSeq names its product neurotensin receptor 1 (gene NTSR1). Gene Ontology annotation, molecular function: G protein-coupled neurotensin receptor activity. Gene Ontology annotation, cellular component: plasma membrane. NCBI's taxonomy places the organism in Eukaryota, Metazoa, Chordata, Lepidosauria, Squamata, Gekkonidae. The record is from RefSeq and is a predicted model, not a curated record. Gene Ontology annotation, biological process: neuropeptide signaling pathway. The transcript is spliced from 4 exons. Bases 1 to 1350 code for a protein of 449 amino acids.
AUGCCGCCGAGCACAACUUCGCCGCUGCACCCGCUGGAGUACCUGAUGGGCCAGUUCUACUUCCAGCCCACCGAUUACGGCCCGCCGGGGCCCGGGAACUUCUCCAACGGCUCGGAGCGCGGCUCCCGGGUGCCCGACGAGGAGGACUUAGACGUGAACACGGACAUCUACUCCAAGGUGAUGGUGACCGCCGUCUACCUGGCGCUCUUCGCGGUGGGCACGGUGGGCAACUCCAUCACCGCCUACACGCUGGUGCGCAAGAAGUCGCUGCAGAACCUGCAGAGCACGGUGCACUACCACCUGGCCAGCCUGGCCGCCUCCGACCUCCUCAUCUUCCUCCUCUGCAUGCCCGUCGAGCUCUACAACUUCAUCUGGGUGCACCACCCGUGGGCCUUCGGCAACGACCUGUGCAAGGGCUACUACUUCCUGCGCGACGCCUGCACCUACGCCACCGCCCUCAACAUCGCCAGCCUCAGCGUGGAGCGCUACAUGGCCAUCUGCCACCCCUUCAAGGCCAAGAGCAUCAUGUCCCGCAGCCGCACCAAGAAGUUCAUCAGCGGCAUCUGGCUGGCCUCCUUCCUCCUCGCCGUCCCCAUGAUCUUCACCAUGGGCCAGGUCUACAAGCUGCCCGGAGACCCCGACUCGCUCAUCUGCACCAACGUGGUGGACACCCCCACCCUCAAGGUCGUCAUCCAGGUCAAUGCUUUCAUCUCCUUCGUCUUCCCAAUGGUUGUCAUCUCCGCCCUGAAUACCAUCAUUGCCAACCAGCUCAUCGUCAUGUUCAAGCAAGCCGCACAAGAAAACCAGGUGUGCACCAUUGGAGGGCAGCAAACCAUGCUCAGCAUGUCCAUGGAACCCGGCCGUAUACAAGCUUUGAAGCACGGCGUCUGCGUUCUAAGAGCAGUUGUGAUCGCCUUUGUGGUUUGCUGGCUUCCCUAUCAUGUGCGGCGACUUAUGUAUUGCUACGUGCCAGAAGAUCAGUGGACGGACUUCCUUUUUGACUUCUACCACUACUUCUAUAUGCUGACGAACAUCCUCUUCUACGUCAGUUCAGCCAUCAACCCGGUCUUGUACAACCUCGUGUCCGCCAACUUCCGCCAAAUCUUCCUCUCGACGCUCAUGUUCGUGUGCCUGCCAUGGAGAAAGAAAAAGAAGAGGACCAAGUUCAACAGGAAGUCCAACAGCAUCUCCAGCAACCAUACCUUUUCCAGCCAAGUCACCCGGAAACGACAUACUAAGACCUGGGCAUUGCCAAAGGAAGGGAAGAGUGAGCGUCUCAAUUCAAGACUGAAUUGGACCUUGCUAAGAGGGCUGUACCGCUUUUCGACAUGGCCUCCAAGUUCACUAUAGCAUGAAUGUGUAUUUGCUGGUUUGUCAUACCUUGGAACGAGUCGACAUUCGUUCUACCAGUUAAAUUUGGGGUUCUUUUAAUGCAUCGGCUUCUGCCUCUCGUGAGUAACGUCUCCAUGUUUUGUAACUUUGAUCUGGCGUAAAAGUCAUCUGUGACCUCAUCGAGGAAGCCAUAGCGGUUAUCGAGUCAACGCUGGUCAAGCUUGAAUGCCUAUUUAUUUGUCAAUGUCUCCAUUUGGAGAGCCUACGGGAACAUUGAAAAGAUGGAGACCACCUCUUCUGGUGACUCUGAGACUGUAAAAUGGC